UCUCAUUUGCAGCGGCAGCGGAAGAAGGCAUUCUACAUGUUUAGCCAACAGAAUGCCUAGAAUUUAAUCUAUGCUUUGCCUGAUUCUCAGCAACAGUACCGGGACGGAAACAGUUUAGCCUGGAUAAUCACUUGACCCCUCCUGUAGGCGUAAACGCGAUGCUUCUAAACCGCUCAAGUGUGAGGCAGACGGGAAACCUCCUUUCUAAAGGGAUUCCGCUGUGGAACGUUCCCGGGAGGGAAGCAUUGUGACGUCAACGCACCUAUUAAUCCUCCCUGUUGAGGGGGAGCCUGGAGCCAUGAGGUCAUCGAAGCGACCAGUGUAACUAUCCCGAGAGCAGCGCCAGCGCCAGCAGGAGCUUCAGCAGCGGGGGGAGGGGAGCCUGCCCAAGCAAGGCCGCCUGGGAUCUCGCAGCCGCACUCCAGCUGCAACCGAGGCUCGCCGCCGCGAGUUUCUCGCAAAAGCAUGGAGGAGGCUGACACGAAAGAGCUGCAGGUCGGCUCCUGGCUGCCCGUGCUGGUGGAGCAAAUGGUGAACGAUACCCUGGUGGUCACCUUGAGCUGCGGGGAGAGGCGGUUCACCGGGAUCCUCCUGGAUUGCACUAAAAAGUCUGGACUAUUUUGUGUCCCACCACCUUCAUUACCAAAGACAGAUGAUCCUCUUAGCAAAAGUUGCACUACUAAUGGGAAAUCUGAAGACAGACCACCCAUAGAGCUGGAGGCUGACCAGUGGUGUUCAGAAGAAAAACCCACCAAGGCCAAUGGUGAAGAACAAGUCCCACCCCUCUUGCCUCCACCACCAACAGGCAGUGUUCCUCCUUACCCUCCCUAUUUUGAAGGAGCCCCCUUCCCCCCUCCGUUAUGGUUGCGGCAUACAUAUAAUCAGUGGGUACCUCAGCCACCUCCGAGGACUAUAAAAAGGACAAAGAGGCGUUUGUCUCGAAACAGAGACCCUGGGAGGCUUAUCAUGAGCACAAUUAGGCUGAGACCAAGGCAGGUGCUUUGUGAGAAAUGUAAGAACACUCUGAAUCCAGAGGAGGGUAACAAAGCCCAUCAAAAUGCAAAAACCCAGAGGAAGCUAAGCAUCCAAGAUAAGGAGCAAAAAAGACACAGCGAAUCUGAAUAUGUGGAGAAAAAGAGCAAAAGAGAAAGGCGGGAGGAGGAAAAAUUUUCUGGGGAACAGCUGCAACGGACUCCAGUUAUAAAAAUAUCUUAUAGCACCCCUCAGGGGAAAGGCGAAGUUGUGAAAAUUCCCUCCCGUGUUCAUGGUUCAGGGAAGACGUUUUGCCCUCAGCGACUUCUCCAGAAUGGUGGGGAGGACCAAGAUGAGGCCCAAGACUCAGAACAAGAUCAGGAAAGCAAAUGUUUCAUGGACAAGCAGUCCAGUGGACACCAUGCUUCCAUUCCAAAGUUAAAGCUAACGAGGCCUGUGCAUUCCAGUGCAGAUGUGCCCCCUCCCAAAAUCCGUCUGAAGCCCCACCGGCUCAGUGAGGGGGACAACGUCUCCAUUUAUAAAGCAGAACUUAUUGAUGAGAUGAAUGUUCUUCCCAGCAGCGGAGUGCUGCCCGCUGCAGCAGCUGCUGCUUUUUACAGUGAGUCUGCAGAACGGAGUUUAGCUGAGAUGUCUUCAGGGAGCUCCUGUGAAGAUGACGACUUCAAAAGGUUUCCUCAAGGCAAAGAUGGGCACGAUAACUUGGCUUUUCUCAUGAAUUACCGCAAACGGAAAGCAGAUUCUUCUAGCUUGUCAGUCUGCAGCAACGACAGCCUUGAUGAAUCCAAAUCUUCAAGCUCAGAAGUAGCAUCGCCAGAAAUGUGUGACUUUUUACCUGGUGAUGAUGCAUCUGUCUCCUCAUCUUCUAAAGAUGACCGUAAAAUUGUGCCCCCGCUAACUGUUAGACUGCACACCCAAAGUGUCUCCAAAUGUGUCACUGAAGAUGGAAGGACUGUUUCAGUGGGGGAUGUUGUCUGGGGCAAAAUUCAUGGCUUCCCUUGGUGGCCUGCCCGUGUGCUGGACAUAAAUCUUAGCCAAAAGGAAAAUGGAGACCCUUCCUGGCAGGAAGCAAAGGUUUCAUGGUUUGGUUCUCCAACAACGUCUUUCUUGUCACUAUCAAAACUGUCCCCCUUUUCUGAAUAUUUCAAACUGCGAUUUAACCGUAAGAAGAAAGGGAUGUAUCGGAAAGCUAUUACAGAAGCUGCCAAGGCAGUGGAACAUUUGACUCCAGAAAUAAGAGACCUCUUAACGCAAUUUGAAACAUAAUUUUGUCUUCAAAAACAAGUAACAGAAGACAAGAGCACAGCUGUCCUAGAGUUUCACAAAGUCUGUAAACAUCCUGACACGCUUCCCUCGGAGAAUCGUGAGGUUUCAUUGCACAAGACGGCAGGAUAAGUUUCCAGACUGGCCUUGCUCAUCAUCUGUGAAAGAGAGCUGGCACCUGGAUUGCUUAGGAAGUCUUCCAGAGGCUGGUCUGACCAAAUGUCAUAAGGCUACUUAACACAAGAGAAGCAACUUGGCGAGUAGUAUCUUGAAGAAUUUGGAGUAGAAUGAGAUACUACACCUUGGAAUGUAUUUAUUACCUAUAAAAUGUUAGCUACUCUUCAUAAUUUCCCUUCUCCUCCUCCUCCUCCCCAUCCUUGUUAGAUACAUGUUGCUGCUGCUUUUCCGUAACAAGAUUUAUCAUGUACUCUUGUUUAAUUUUAACAAUGGAAAACUGUUGACUCCAGUUAUGCACAUUCUUGAGAAGGGAUAUGCAAUAGAAAGGAAUCAGUGUAGUCUUAAAAUAAAAUGGACUCACUUGUGUCUAUUAAAAUUUGGAAACUGUUGAACUCAU
Candoia aspera is the source of this 2827-nucleotide messenger RNA. RefSeq names its product PWWP domain containing 2B (gene PWWP2B). The record is from RefSeq and is a predicted model, not a curated record. Gene Ontology annotation, cellular component: nucleus; nucleoplasm. Bases 466 to 2256 code for a protein of 596 amino acids. Lineage: Eukaryota; Metazoa; Chordata; Lepidosauria; Squamata; Candoiidae. The transcript has 4 exons.